Homarus americanus (American lobster) is the source of this 558-nucleotide messenger RNA. RefSeq lists its product as uncharacterized. The record is from RefSeq and is a predicted model, not a curated record. Lineage: Eukaryota; Metazoa; Arthropoda; Malacostraca; Decapoda; Nephropidae. The transcript is spliced from 2 exons. The coding region runs from base 1 to 558 and encodes 185 amino acids.
AUGGCAAAGCGGACAGGUGACACUCUGCUCGCACAUGAAGCACAACAUGCCCAAAUUUGUGCGGGACUCACUAAGAUAGAUCUCAAAUCUUAUAUGGAUUCCUCAGAUUGGUUCGAUAAAAAUGACAACUUGUCUACAGUAAAUUUGUACAGAGUUAUUGAAUUCCUUCAGUUUAACUUGUCAUCAAAUGAAUCCUUAUGCACAAAAGCCCAAAAGAAAGAGUUUAAAAAUGGGACUAAACUUGUAGAAUACGUAGAAGAAAUUGCGGAACCCAAGGAAAAUAUUCCUAGGGCGAUGUCAGUAGCACCAGUCACCAGCUUCAAGGAACAACCACAGUCUGUCAUGGGAACCAAACCCAAAAAGAAACUUUUUUGCAAAGUCUGCAAACGUUAUGCCAAGUUAGCAUCACAACUCACAAAACUCCUCACAAAGGAUGUGGAGUUUACAUGGAAUAAAGAACAAGAGGACAGUUUUAAUGCCCUCAAGAGCGCUUUAACGAAAGCUCCAGUGUUAGCCUUUCCGGAAUACAUGAAACCAUUUACCAUGCUUCGGGCCUAG